Dreissena polymorpha is the source of this 5319-nucleotide messenger RNA. Its product is annotated as regulator of nonsense transcripts 2-like. The transcript has 38 exons. Gene Ontology annotation, biological process: nuclear-transcribed mRNA catabolic process, nonsense-mediated decay. NCBI's taxonomy places the organism in Eukaryota, Metazoa, Mollusca, Bivalvia, Myida, Dreissenidae. Gene Ontology annotation, molecular function: RNA binding; protein binding. The coding region runs from base 264 to 4277 and encodes 1337 amino acids. The record is from RefSeq and is a predicted model, not a curated record. Gene Ontology annotation, cellular component: exon-exon junction complex; cytoplasm.
GGGUUGAAAUUCAAGGACAAUUUUUUUCACCAUUUUUCAAGAUUGUUUAAAUCAUAAUUGAAGUUCUAUACUGAAGUGCGGUAGUUUAAUGUGAGGUAGACAAUCGGAUCGUCUGCAAACAGCGGGACAUAUGCUCUUGCCACUUCAUGGCAGGCCCUUAUAGCAAGGAAAAGACAUGGAGCGAUGAACCAUUCCUGUGGCGCCCGGAGGUUAAAGGCGUUUUCCUUUUCGACCCGGACUCGCUGAAGAAAAUUCUGUGAAAAAUGAGUGGCCGUUCAGAAGACAGACGCACUCCAAAGUCUGGCACUGAUAACAAAAGUUCAGGCAGAGGUUCCUCAAGAUCUGGAAGUGGAGGGAAGAGUUACAGAGAACAGCGGUACCAGGCGGGUAGAGGAAGUGGGCGAGGCCCAAGAGGGGGCGGGGCCAGUGACAGGGAUAGGGAUUCACCUGCAGGGGCAGCGUCUUCAAGUAAAACAAGCGAAAAUGGUGGCGGUGACAUAAAAAAGACCAGUAACGAGAGCUGUCCCCCUCUGAAAGCCCUGUCAGCCGCUGACUUAGAGGCACAGUGGCAGAAGGAAGAAGAGGAGAGGCAGGCUGAAGAAAGGAGGAAACAGGAGGAGGAAGAAAUGAAGAAGAAGGCAGAGGAAGCGGAAAGAUUGAGGAAAGAGGCGGAAGAAAGAAGAAUUGAAGAAGAAAGACUACAGAAAAUAGCAGAAGAGAAGAAAUCUAUAGAAGAUUAUGUCGCAGACAUUCAAGCUAGAAAUGAGGAAAAACUACAGUUAAGAAAAGAUAACCUUAGUGCUGAAGAAAGAAGACCUGAAGAAAGCUUUUUCACUCGACUUGACUCAAGUUUGAAGAAAAACACAGCCUUUGUGAAAAAAUUGAAAGUUCUCAGCGAGUCACAGAAGCAGAGUCUCACAAAGGAGUUCAACAGUCUCAACCUGACAAAAUAUGUUGGAGAGGCGGCUGCAUCAAUCACUGAGGCCAAACUGAAGAUGACAGAUAUCAGCUGUGCUGUAUACAUCUGCAGCAUAAUGCAUCAGCGCUACGCAGAGUUCGCUCCAAGUCUUUUGGAAAACUGGCAGAAAUAUUUCCCAACAAAAAAGGAUGAAAAGAUCAGCAACCCCAGCAAGUACCGUGUAGACCUGCGGUUCUUUGCUGACCUGGUCUCAGUGGGCUUGUUCAGGGACAAGGAGGGCCUACUCCUACUGGCCAAUCAGCUUGCGAUACUCAUCAACAACGACAAGGAGGAGCACAAUAACCUCGCCAUCCUCACCAGCUUCUGCAAGCACUGUGGAGAUGACUACGCAGGUCUCCUACCGCGCAAGUACAGGCUCCUAGGGGAGAGGUUUGGGCUGGAAAUUCCUCGAAGCAAGGUACUGUUGAAGGAAAGACAGAAGGGCUGCCGCAAUCUGCUGGGUGAUUACUUCAGCUCCCUGUGUAAGCACCUCAUCACCGACCACAAGAACCUGAAAAACAUGGAGAAACAGAACAGGAAAACUCUGCUGACUAAGGGAGAGCUGAGCUGUGAAAGAAAGGAGAGAUAUGAGGAAGCCUACAACAACUACCAGAAGCUAUACUCCAGUUCACAAGUCCUAGCAGACAUUCUAGAUGAGGAUAUGCCAGAGUUGCCAGAAGAUGAAACAAAAGAUGAUGAUGGGGGUUUUGACAUUUACAAUCCACUCAAAAACCUAGAGUUUCAGUAUGAAGGUGACACAGCAGUGUGGGAAGACGAGGAAACAAGAACAUUGUACGAGAACCUACCAGAUCUCAAAGCAUCCAUACCAGGGAUCCUGUACAGGGAGAGUGAAGCAGCUGAGAAGGAGGCUGUCAAAGAAGAAGACACAAGCUUGGAGGAAGAUCUUGAUAGCCUGGAUAUAGAGGAUGUUGAGCGAGAGAUGGAAACACAGAGACAGCUGGAAGAGCAGGAGAAGUCUGAUCAGGGGUCCCCGGGGGCCAAGGAAGGGGCCGUUAAGGAGGAGGAGACAACUGAACAGCUCCUACCACCUGUAGUGGAAGAGUAUGUGAAUUCAAAAAAAUAUGAUGAGGACACUGGCAGUCUCAUGAAGAUUCAGUUUGAGGCAUAUGCUCAGUCGCUGCCCACGUGUGUAAACAGAGAUCUCAUUGAUAAGGCAGCUAUUGAGUUCUGUAUGAACUACAACACUAAAAACAAUAGAAAGAAGCUGGUGAGAGCUCUCUUUACAGUUCACAGAACCAGGUAUGACCUGCUAGCGUUCUACUCCCGUUUUACGGCCACAUUGUACCCCUGUAUGCCGGACGUGGCCAAUGAUCUCGUGACUCUACUCAAGGGAGACUUCCGAUGGCAUGUGCGCAAAAAGGAUCAGAUCAACAUCGAGUCCAAGCUGAAAACUGUUCGCUUCAUUGGUGAGUUGGUGAAAUUCAAACUGUUUCCCAAAACAGAAGCUCUCCACUGUCUCAAGAUGCUGUUGUUUGAUUUUUCCCAUCACAACAUUGAGAUGGCCUGUUCACUUCUGGAGUCCUGCGGCAGAUUUCUCUACAGGUCGCCAGAGUCUCAUCAUCGCACCAGAGUCUAUCUGGAUGUGAUGAUGAGGAAGAAGUCGGCCCUGAUGCUGGACACGCGCUACACCACCAUGAUCGAGAACGCCUACUACUACAGCAACCCGCCCGACACACCCCAGGUGGCCAGGAAGGUGCGACCACCCAUGCAGGAGUACAUCAGGAAGCUCCUCUUCAGGGAUCUCUCCAAGGUCACCACCGAGAAGGUGCUGAGACAGAUGAGGAAAUUGAACUGGGACGAGUCAGAGACUGCAUUUUAUGCCACCAAGUGCCUGAUAGCAGUGUGGAAUGUGCGCUUCAACUCCAUACACUGUGCAGCUAACCUGCUGGCUGGGAUAGCACCAUACCAUGAGACAGUUGCCAUACAGGUGGUGGAUGGAGUGCUGGAAGACAUAAGACUUGGAAUGGAGAUCAACCAUCCCAAGUACAACCAGAGACGUGUGAGCUGUGCCAAGUUCCUCGGGGAACUCUACAACUACCGCAUGGUCGAGUCGGCCGUAAUCUUUAAAACCCUCUACACAUUCAUCACAUUUGGAGUUUCUACUAAUGAAGAUGAAGACAUGUCUGUGUUGGACCCUCCUGAUCACCUGUUCCGUAUCCGACUUGUGUGUGUCGUACUGGAGACUUGCGGUCAGUACUUUGAUAAGGGAUCCAGCAAGAAGAAACUAGACUGUUUCCUGGUGUACUUUCAGCGUUACUACUGGUUCAAGAGGAAGUCUCCAAUGUGGACGGAGUUGCAUCCCUUCCCUGUGGACGUAGAGAACCUGAUGCAGGACACGCUGGAGAUCAUCAGACCCAAGCUGAAACUGGUGGCUGGCUUCGAGGAGGCAUGCAAGGCCUGUGAGGAGCUGGAGAAUGAGUUCAAGUCCAAAAUAGCUUCCCUACUUCCAAUUGUGGAGACAGAAGACACAGAGGCGGGUGACGGGGAGGAGGGAGGGCUGACCACUAUACAGGAGACGGAGGAAGCAAUGGAGUUCAGCCAGUCUGAGAGGACGUAUGAGGAGGAGGAGAGUGAGCGCAGUCAGAGCCAGGGAGACCAGACAGGCUCACAGUCACAGUCACAGCUCAACCAGCACACGGGCUCUGAAGGUGAGGAGGUGGAGGGUGAAGAGGGGGAGGAGGAGGAGGGGUACAGUGAUGAUGAGGGUGAGGACAUGGACACAGACCAUGAGGAUCGUCAACAAGAUGACCAGGUUAUUCUGAAGAAUUUACCAAAGCGUAUCGAAUGCCAGGAGGACGAUGAUUUCAUGGCAGCGUUUGACAAGAUGGUGGAAGACACGUCCAAGGCAAGGAAUAACGAGUCCCUAAAGGUGCCACAGUUUGAUGUCCCUGUUCCAGUGAAUGUGAAGACCACCAAGAAGAAGUUUGAUUUGAAUCCUGAACCUGCGGAAGAAAACAUUAUCAAAUUUACAUUGAUUACAAAGAGGGGAAACAAGCAACAGUUCUCAGAUUUGAAUGUGCCAGUCACCGCAGAAUUUGCCACCAAGUUCAAAGAAAGAGAAGAGCAAGAGCGAGUGGAGAAGGAGAGGAUGAAGCAGGUCGUGUUGGGCAUCCAUGAGAGACAGGAGGAGGAGGACUAUCAAGAAAUGCUGGCAUCCUUGAAUCGCCCAAUGCUGAUCAACAACAACCGAGAAAGGCGAGUCCGAUACCAGCAUCCAAAGGGAGCCCCAGAUGCAGAUGAAAUCUUUGGCUCCAAUACAAAAAGUAAGCUGAAAUGUGUUACUAUCUUAAAACGGUGAACGGUUCAGAUGCAAACAUACAGGCUUCAAUUUACGUACAUGACCUAGGGUCAACGUGAAACUAAAGAUUAUGAAGACUUAUGGGUCUGGUCCAGAAAAUGAGUUUUGUCUCCUGAUUUAUAAAACGUGCAACUGUACCUUGGUACCAUUAGGCAAAGUGCUCAGGCAAAUAAGUGUAUGUCUGUGCAUUAUGACUGUUUUCUGAACAUAUUCAUUCUUAUUCUGGAUGAGGAUGGUGCCUUGGAAUUAAAAGACAUAUUUUGUAAGAUUUUAAUGAAAAACUAAUGUUUAUUCUUGAUUUUUUAGACAUAAGUCAUAAAGAGUCAGUUAUUGUUAUUUCAUAAGUGCAAAAUGCAAGUAAACCAAUGCUUCACAUUGUUUUCUGUGUAAUAUUAGCAUAACAAAUAUUUUAGUCUAAAACAUGUGUAAAUAAGUUAUUUGCGUGUUUUUCUUGGGUACUUUUUGUUUGACUGACAACAUGCGUUAUGUUUUGCUGAAAUGGCAUUGCAAUGCCAACUGAUGUCAUGUAUUGCCCACAAUUUUCUGGUUUCAUUAUGACAUUUACAUAAAUAUUAAUUACUUCUAUCAUUUAAAAGCAUGUGAUAAAACAGAUCUAACACUGGUUAUCAUUUCAUACCAUGAUUUAUUAACUCGUCUUGGAAAUUUGUAAAAGAUUCUUGAACUUUUUUAAUAAAAGAUUGUAUGAAAUUACAACUUUUGUCUGAUCCUUUGUGCAUUUACAUUUUGUGAAUGAAAAUACUUAUUACAUUUAUUUCUUAGUAACUGUAGUUUUUAAUUGCCCUGUAUCCUUUUGAUUAUUUUAUAUCAUCCAUAGAUUAAUUUAAGUCAAAUGAUUUUCAUAAGUUAGAAUGUGUUUCUACAUAAAGAACAUUAAACAGCUUGCUUUAAUGUUAAAUCCAUUCUUGUCUGUGGAAAGUUAUUUCUUGAAGUGUGGAAAAUUGAAUAUUGCUUCUGUUUAUUUAUGCUUGUUUGAAUAUUUGUUAUUUUAUUAAUGAAUUUACAUAAUAAAAUGCAAUACAUA